GGCUGGUGCAUACUUUUUUGCCAAUUAAUUGUGUUGGCCUUUGCGGCUUUUUUCCCCCUUUUUCUCCAUCAACAACUCCCACAGGCUAUCAUUUUUCUUCACUAGCUUUCAGCCUUUGAACUUCUUACAUUUCCUCUUUCUUCAACAUCUGAAAAAUAAACAACGAUGAAUGCUGCAUCCAUUUCCAGGAUCGAUUCGAUUACAGACAACGCCGAAGACAGUGAUUCCGACACAAACUCCGAUGAUAUUGCCGAUUACUACCAGCCGAUCUCUUCGGUAGACGGCAACGAAGAUGGCGAUACGAAUAAUUUGAAUAUCAACGGAUAUCAUGAUCAGUCUGAUGAAGUAAUUCAGCACAGCAGCACCCUAAUCAACGGUCAUGAUCACUUUGGUGCAGCUGAGAAUGGGGUGAUGUCACUGAAUCUGAGUGAAAAUGAGGAGGAUAGAGAAAGUGAAGAAGAGGAUGAAGAGAGGAGGGGAGUGGAUAUGGUUAGUGCAAUGACGAGAGCAUUCGAGGAAGAUGAGAGCCGGAGAAACGCGCCAUUGUCGUCUGACAACGCGGUGAGAGUGAUGGAAGCAAUGCGUGGUGUUUCCUUCUCUGGAAUGCCACCUGAUUGGGUUCGCGACUUUCCAGAGGAUCGCUGGAGUCAUCAGCUCCAACGUCUCCGCCGUCCACCCAAUUCUACUGCUUGAUGUGCGCGCAGUGAUGUAUUGCAUAUUUGCAUGCUUGAAGUUUGGUUGGGUUUGUAAUUUGAUCAUCUGAAUUUGGGUGUUCCCUUUAUUUAUCUGAGGCUAAUUUUAACUCUCCCAUA
This is a messenger RNA of Spinacia oleracea (spinach), 812 nucleotides long. RefSeq lists its product as uncharacterized. NCBI's taxonomy places the organism in Eukaryota, Viridiplantae, Streptophyta, Magnoliopsida, Caryophyllales, Amaranthaceae. The coding region runs from base 166 to 693 and encodes 175 amino acids. The record is from RefSeq and is a predicted model, not a curated record. The transcript has 2 exons.